GGUGAUGAUAAAUGAUGUACAGAAACUGAUAGAUGAAAACCCUGUCGAUGAUGGAAAAAGCCGACAGAAAUCGUUGUCUUCCUUUGAUUACACAAAGUACCACUCAAUGGAUGAGAUAUACAAAUGGAUGGAUCAAAUAAAGGACACACACAAAGAUCUCGUAACAUUACAAUAUCUUGGAGCGACCUAUGAGACAAGACCAAUGUACUAUUUAAAAAUUGGUCUGCCAUCCGAUAGAAAGAAGAAAAUCAUUUGGAUGGACUGCGGAAUUCAUGCUCGCGAAUGGAUUUCGGUGGCAUUUUGUCAAUGGUUCAUUAAAGAAAUUCUUGAAAAUUACAACAGCAACCCUGUGAUCCACAAAGCGCUUACACACAUAGAUUUCUAUAUUCUGCCUGUCCUAAAUAUUGAUGGAUUUAUUUAUUCCUGGACUACGGAUCGUCUCUGGAGAAAAUCGCGCUCACCACAUAACAAUGAAACUUGCUACGGGGUUGAUCUCAAUAGAAACUUUGACGCAAAGUGGUGCACAAUUGGUGCAUCCAAUGUUUGUAGCGCCAUUACAUACUGUGGACCUGGCCCCACCUCAGAACCGGAGGUCCAAGCUGUUUCACAGCUGCUGAACAGUCUUAAAUCUGAUAUCUUAUGUUUCCUGACAAUGCACUCAUACAGCCAACUCAUUCUGCUUCCCUACGGCUACACUACUAAUACUUCUGCCAACCAUGAUGAAAUGAUGGCCGUGGGGCUGAAUGCCGCUACCGAAAUAGCGAAGCUAUAUGGUACACAAUAUGAAGUUGGAUCAUCAUCUAGUAUACUGUAUAGCAGUUCUGGCUCCUCACGGGAUUGGGCUGCCGAUCUGGGAAUUGAUUUCGUUUACACGUUUGAGCUUAGAGAUAAUGGUACAUAUGGAUUUAUACUUCCUGAAGAGCAGAUCAAACCUACAUGUGAGGAGACCACAGCUGGGAUUUUGUCCAUUGUCGACUACAUCAAUGAAAAACAUUUUCCCAAUGCAGCAAAUAUGUUGUCCAGCACUUUGUGCUUUUAUUUAAGCUUCGCAAUUAUCAUCGGCACAUAUUCAUUACUUUAAUAACAGUACUAAGAACUCAUAUGUGGAUUAUACUGUUUGUAGUUACCGGCUAAAC
Molecule: messenger RNA, 1136 nt
Organism: Pseudophryne corroboree (corroboree frog)
Lineage: Eukaryota; Metazoa; Chordata; Amphibia; Anura; Myobatrachidae
Product: carboxypeptidase O-like
Exons: 8
Coding region: 5-1081 (358 amino acids)
Biological process (GO): proteolysis
Molecular function (GO): zinc ion binding; metallocarboxypeptidase activity
Source: RefSeq, a predicted model, not a curated record